CUUUCCUAUUAAAAGCUUCUCAAAGUAAAUUAAUUUUGAAAUUUAAUCUUGACCGUUAUUUACAUUACAACAUGCAUACUGUUAUUAAAAUAAUAGCAUAUAAGCAUAUCCCUCAAACCCUUAAAAUACCCCGUUACUAUGCAUUUCCCAUACCUACCAAAUAGAACGACAAUAAUAACAGACAAUGACCAAUACACCUCCCCUCGCUUCUUUAAAGAAAUGAAAAAUAAAUAAUAAUAAUAAUAAUAAUAAUUUUGACUUCAUCGUUUCAAUUCUUUUAUAUAAUCCAACAAAAUACACCUCCCCAUCUGCCCAUCUGCAUUAUACAAAUCUUCCCCUCCCUUCCACUACGAGUCUACAACCAUGAACGGAGCUGAAGCAAUUACAUGGCCUCAACUCCUGGGCAGCAAUAACUGGGAAGGCCUUCUAGACCCCCUCGACCUCUCCCUCCGCAAGCUCAUCCUCCGCUGCGGCGACCUCUGCCAGGCCACCUACGACGCCUUCAACAACGACCAAAACUCCAAGUACUGCGGCUCCAGCCGCUACGGCAAGGCCUCCUUCUUCCACAACCUCAUGUUCGACGCCCCCUCCGACUACCAAGUCGUCUCCUUCCUCUACGCCACCGCCAAAGUCAGCAACGCCGACGCCUUUCUUCUCCAUUCCCACUCUCGCGAGUCCUGGGACCGCGAGUCCAACUGGAUUGGCUACAUCGCCGUCACUUCCGACGAUGUCAGCCGCGCCCUCGGCCGCCGUGAAAUAUACGUCGCAUGGCGCGGCACAACAAGGAGCUACGAGUGGAUUGAUGUGUUGGGUGCUGAGCGGGCAUCUGCCAUGUCAUUGAUUCGUCCAAACGAUCCUGAAAAAGCACCGAAAAAACUUCUCUGUUUCUCUUCUGUUAAACCGUUAAGGAGAGAAAAGAUUCCAAAAGUCAUGAGGGGUUGGAUUACCAUUUACACCUCAGACGACCCCACGUCACCCUUCACAAAAACAAGCGCAAGAGCACAGCUUCUAAGCAAGAUCAAGGAGUUGACCCACCAAUACAAAGACGAGAAUUUAAGCGUCACAUUAACAGGGCACAGCCUUGGAGCAAGCUUAUCGGUCUUGAGCGCUUUCGAUCUUGUCGAGAAUGGGGUUUCCGAUAUUCCGGUUUCGGCUAUUGUUUUCGGGUGCCCGCGAGUUGGGAAUAAAGCUUUCAAUGAGAGGUUCAACAAGUACACAAAUCUGAAGGUUCUGCAUGUGAAGAACACCAUCGACGUGAUCCCGCACUAUCCGGGGCGGUGGUUGGGGUACGUGGACACGGGGAUCGAGCUGGUGAUAGAUACAAGGAAGUCGCCGAGCUUGAAGGACUCCAAGAAUCCGAGUGACUGGCAUAAUUUGCAGGCCAUGUUGCAUGUGGUGGCUGGCUGGAACGGGAAGAAGGGUGAUUUUGAGCUGAAGGUGAAGAGGAGCUUGGCUUUGGUCAACAAAUCCUCUGAGUUUCUCAAGGAUGAGUGCUUGAUUCC
This is a messenger RNA of Corylus avellana, 1502 nucleotides long. RefSeq names its product phospholipase A1-IIdelta. Lineage: Eukaryota; Viridiplantae; Streptophyta; Magnoliopsida; Fagales; Betulaceae. Gene Ontology annotation, biological process: lipid metabolic process. The record is from RefSeq and is a predicted model, not a curated record. Gene Ontology annotation, molecular function: glycerophospholipid phospholipase A1 activity.